UUGCCCUGGUGAGGACGAGGCGCCAUAGCCACGGUAGCCCUGGCGACAAGAACCCGGCAACGAGAAUCAACAACAACAACGACCGAAUCGGCCAUAAAUUUAAAAGACGACAUUUUACCACCGGGAAAACACACGUGGAACCACAGGGUGAUUCCCAGCCUGUGUGAUGGCCACUUCAGGCUAUGUCAGUGAGAUCCAGCCUGCGGCCCAAUCUCAAGGGGCUGUCGGCACAUCUGGCCAGCCCGACGCCAGCUCCACGCCUGCAACUACCCCUCAGUUCCUAGCUGAGAUCCAAACCACUGUGGUCACCCCUACGGUUGUCACAUCCACAGGCCAAACUGCACCCUCACCUGAACAAGCCACUUCCAUCAGCACUCAGAAACCGACUACAGGUAGUCAAACCCAGACCACAGCUCCGGCCCAACCCGCUCAGACUCAUUAUGUGACGGCAGAAAUUCAGAGCUCUCCCACACAGUCUGGAAAUGGACAAAGCGCUCCCCAAUACAUCGUUGUUACAGUUACAGAGGGCUCCCUCCACUCGAGCGACAGUGUGUCGGACUCCAGCUCCCCUCCAGCUGUCAUACAGACAGGCGUUCCCACGCAAGUCGUUCAACAGGUCCAAUCAGCCCAGCAGAGGUCUGUUGUGCAGGCCACCUCGCAGAUAGCCAAGACUGAGCCCGGCACACAGCUCAGUGUCACCAGUCUACAGUCAGUUCAUAUCAGCCCAGAGGUCCAACAGCAGCUGACACCAGUGCAGGUGCAACAUGUGUACACUAAUCCAGUGCAGUAUGUGGAAGGAGGAGAUGCCAACUACACCACCAGCACCAUUCGCCCCGGCACCUUCCCUUACACUGACACAGCCCUGUAUACCCAGACCACCGCUGCUCAGUAUUAUGAAGGUCAGCCAACCUCAGGCUCGCAGGCCUCCACCCCUGGUACACCUCUAACUGUCUCUGUGACCGCUGGCACAACAGGAGCUGUGUCCAUGUUUGUGGCUCAGCCUAGCAGUGCAGCAGGGGGAGGGUCCACAGUGGUGUCCACAGGUGGCACCGCAAAUGGGUCAGGGGAUGGGGCGGGCACUAAUGGUGGCGCCACAGGAAGUUAUGUGAUCCAGGGGGGUUACAUGCUGGGCAACAGCAGUAACAGCGGUGGGGCAGCUGGCAACAGUCAGAGCUACUCCCACACCGCCCGUGCCUCCCCAGCCACUGUGAGUAUAACAGAAGGCGAAGAGGGUAGCGUGCCGUCGGCAGACAAAAAGUCUCCUGUUUGUCCCCUGCCUGCCGGUCAGGUACAGUGGUUGCUGGACAACUACGAGACUGCUGAAGGAGUCAGUCUUCCACGUUCGACCCUCUACUGCCACUACCUGCUGCAUUGCCAGGAGCAGAAACUGGAGCCUGUCAAUGCCGCCUCUUUUGGGAAACUCAUUCGAUCUGUUUUCAUGGGGCUACGCACACGACGACUUGGCACACGGGGUAAUUCUAAGUAUCACUAUUAUGGGCUAAGGAUCAAGGCAGGCUCGUCUCUUCUCCGCCUAAUGGAAGAUCAGCAACAUCUUGCUAUGAGGCAGCAGCCCUUCUCGCAGAAACAGAGGUUGAAGCCUGUGCACAAAGUGGAGGGAAUGACCAAUGGGACUGCCACCGGAGCAGGCCAGCAGCAAAUUCAGCAACAGGGUUCUGGACAAGUGGACAUCAGCACCCAGGUUCAGCAGUACCAGCAGUUCCUUGAUGCUUCCAGAACGCUACCUGAGUUCCCAGACAUAGACCUUCAGGGGAAGCCACCACCUGAUGGUAUUGAACUGGAUCACAUAAAGAGCUUUCAGCUGCUCUACAGAGAACACUGUGAGGCCAUACUGGAUGUGAUGGUCAAUCUUCAGUUCACCCUGGUGGAGACCCUGUGGAAAAGCUUCUGGAGGUUUGGCCAGAGUCAGGCUGGAGAUGCCACACUGGCUGUUCAUGACGAGUCAGAAAAGCGUCUCCCGAAGUCCUGCCUUGUGCUGCUGUGCAAGUAUGAGCCUGUGGUGCGCUGGAGCCGUGACUGUGACAACAGCCUCUACCAGGGCCUGGUGGAGAUCCUCAUUCCUGAUGUACUCAGGCCAAUCCCCAGUGCCUUAACUCAAGCCAUUCGGAAUUUUGCCAAAAGCCUGGAAAGCUGGCUGACCAAUGCAAUGAUGAACAUCCCAGAGGAAAUGGUUCGCAUCAAGGUAACAUCAGCCAAUGCAUUCGCUCAGACGCUGCGUCGUUACACCAGUCUGAACCAUCUCGCACAGGCAGCCCGCGCCGUCCUCCAGAACACGGCCCAGAUCAACCAGAUGCUCUCUGACCUCAACCGUGUUGAUUUUGCCAACGUUCAGGAGCAGGCUUCAUGGGUGUGCCGCUGCGAGGACCGUGUUGUCCAGCGGCUGGAGCAGGACUUCAAGCUGACCCUCCAGCAGCAGAACUCCCUGGAGCAGUGGGCUGCCUGGCUGGAUGGGGUAGUCUCCCAGGUGUUAAAGCCCCACCAACACAGCCCGACCUUCCCUAAAGCUGCCAAGCUCUUCCUGCUCAAGUGGUCCUUUUACAGUUCCAUGGUGAUUCGGGACCUCACCCUGAGAAGUGCUGCCAGUUUUGGCUCUUUUCACCUGAUCCGCCUUCUGUAUGAUGAAUAUAUGUACUACCUGAUAGAGCAUAGAGUAGCCCAGGCUAAAGGAGAGACGCCCAUUGCUGUCAUGGGAGAGUUUGCCAGUUUAGGACGAGGUCUAAACAUGGUGGAUCCUGACAAAGAAGAAGAAGAGGAGGAGGAGGACGAAAGUGAUGAGGAAAGUCAGGAGCUGACCCUGCCGUCGGAUGCUGUGGUGUUAGGAGACGAGUCUCUGGAGCCUCCCGCCAAGCUGGCCAGAACUGACCAGAGGGUCCUCUUCGCUGCGGGGUCAGCGAACGACUAACCAAAAGAAUUAUACAAAAGAAGACCUGUGUAUAUACAGUACAGCAUCUUAUGUAAAUGUUACGCACAGUUUUUCUGCAUCCAUCCUGCUUGGUGGGAGUCUCAGCUGGAUACAGAACGGUGCAAUGUGCAUUUUGACCUUCAGUUGUAUGGAUGUGAGAAAAGCAAAUGUUGACAAAUCCACGAUGAACACACUGGGCUGUUUGUCUGCAAUGGGGAGCAUGUACAACUGGACCCUGAGCUCUUAAUAUUUGCCAAAUUUGGUUGUGAGGAUUUUUUUGGUUUGUUUAUCCUUUGUGUGUGUGUGUGUGCGUGUGUGUGUGCCCUGUUUUCAGUGUUUGAAUUAAGCUCACAUUGGAGUUGCAAUUGUGUAUGUCAGUCCUUUAGGCUUUUAAUUCACCUGUCAUGAGAGUCCUGGUCGAUUUAAUUGCGUUCGUGUUCUUGGAGUGCCUGUCACAGCUGCUAUACACCUGUACAGAUAAAGAUACAGCUGAGGACUCCCAUGAGUUGCUGCCAAAUCUCCCGUCUGUCUGUGUCACGUAUUUAUGCUCCAAGUGCUUCACUCUUGUUUUUUAUUUAAAACAUGCCCUCCUUUACCUUUCAUUUUGUUUCUCCCAUGUCUGCCAAGCCUUGUUUGCGUUGACCUUUGUUUCAAAUGAUCUGUGCCUAAGUAAGAACAGUGAUGUAUAAGCCUACUGUUUUAUUUUCUUUUGUUUUUGAGCUGAAUUGUCACUAAGUGAACCUGUUGUGCAGUGUACGGUGCUGUGAUGUCACACAUUGUAGACAACCUUUGUGUGAGUUGCUGAUUUUAUUUGUGAUCCUCUGUCCUGUUCCUCAUAUCCGAAGACUUAUCCACUCAAAGGCUAGCCUAUUUGCACAUAUUGUCUUGUGUAUUUUAAAAAGCACUUUGAGGAUUUUUUUUGGAAAUUGUUUUGGAAGUAUUGUGUGUUUAAAUGUAAUCUGCUCAGUCCUCCACGAUAUCAAUGCAUUUUCACCUUCCUGCCAAUAGUGUUGUUUUGCUUCAUGAAUCAAUUUUCCUAAACACCGUUAGUCAAGAUUGGUUGAUAUGAAUAUGUAAUUGUUAGUUAUUAUUUACAUGUUUUGAUGCCACAAACCGGGACAUCUAUCCUUUCUAUGGAGUUCAAAUAACUACACCACAGCUUAUUACAUAUCACAGCAGUCUUUUAAUUAUCUACAGAAUAUGUCAUUGUUUACUAAAAAAAAAUGUCCAGUCAUUUUUAUAGUGCAUUGUUUCUCAUGAACAAUACAACUAAGUUAAAAAAAAAAACAUGUUCAGUGCAGUGUUUUCUGGAUUUGGUCUACUAAGUAUGGCUGUGCCUUUGGAGGUGGUAGACUGCAAUUCAGAUGUUUACUUUAAAAAAAUAUAAAUUAAAAGUUUUUAAAAUUG
Messenger RNA from Nerophis lumbriciformis (worm pipefish), 4327 nucleotides. It is a transcript of the gene rfx1a, whose product is annotated as regulatory factor X, 1a (influences HLA class II expression). Gene Ontology annotation, cellular component: nucleus. Gene Ontology annotation, biological process: regulation of transcription by RNA polymerase II. Gene Ontology annotation, molecular function: RNA polymerase II cis-regulatory region sequence-specific DNA binding; DNA-binding transcription factor activity, RNA polymerase II-specific. NCBI's taxonomy places the organism in Eukaryota, Metazoa, Chordata, Actinopteri, Syngnathiformes, Syngnathidae. The record is from RefSeq and is a predicted model, not a curated record.